GGUUCUCUCCCUAAGUUCUCAACUCUCAAGCCCUGACAGAGCCAUCACUGUCUCACUCUGAUAACAUGAGGCAGCUUAAUGUUUAGCCCACACACACAAACACACACACACACACACGCACACAUAGGGAAGCAGAGGGAUUACAAAGGCACAGAUACCCAUAUGCUGCCCUGGGAUGGAGAACAGGAAACUAAGUACAAGGAGAACACAAGGUAGCUGUGACCAAGGGACCAGUGUUGAAAAUGAAUCCCCUGCAGAGCGACUUAGCAGCUGCUCCAGUCGUCCUCUCACUGCUCUGGUCCGUCUCUAUGUCUAUGCACUUCACGGCUGCCUCUGUGAGGUGGCCUUCACUGCCGUGUUGGACUGGUGCAGCACCAGAGACAGGAAACUGGCAGGUCACAGCAGCCUGUGGGCGUUGCCCAUGUAUGCCACCGCAAUCUACCUCAUGGAGGGACUGAGAGCGCGGCUGCUGGCUCAGCGUCAGUCGCUGCCUGUGCGUCUCAUGGUCUACACCCUGUUCAUCUACCUUUGGGAGCUGAGCUGGGGAGCAGGGCUGGGGCUGCUGAGGGCCUGUCCCUGGGACUACUCCGGUUACAGGUACAGCCUGGGAGGACUGGUGACUCUGGAGUACGCACUGCCCUGGGCUGUGGCAGCUUUUAUUGCAGAGCAGCAUGUGAUUAAGAACACUCUCCGAAUAAGACUACACAACUGAACUGGUCCAUUCCAAAGACAGCAAAACAUUUAUGGAAAAUGUUUUAGGAUAUUAAAGGGACUUUUUGACAAUUUAGGAAAUAAGCCUGUUUGUUUUUUGCCAAGAGUAGGGUAUGAAAACUGGAACCAUUCACAUUCAUCCAAAAUGUCCAACAUGCAUACUGCCAGGAGAUGGUUCGCUUAGAUCAACAGAAGGACUAGGACGAAAGAGCUAGCUUGGACAACAACAUGGUUUGUACUAGAUCGUUUUUAGCUGUUGAGUGUGCACUGGUUGCUUGGCAAAGUCACAAAGAUGACAUGACUCCAAUUUCACAAUCAUAGCUGCCUGCCUCCAUUACGCUAAGCUAAUCACCUCCUGUGUCCAAACCAUAGACCACUUCUUCCCACUAUUUAAAAAUGAUUCCAAACUAUCUCAGAUACAAACGCUACCAUCUUGAGCAUUUGGAUCCAGAGACUGUUCAUUAGCGAUCAGCGAAUGGAGUCAUGGUUUUUAGGUCCCACACACACACUUGACUGAUCUUGAGUCAGUCUCAGUUGUCAAUCAUGACGUUU
Paralichthys olivaceus (Japanese flounder) is the source of this 1263-nucleotide messenger RNA. RefSeq names its product transmembrane protein 229B-like. Lineage: Eukaryota; Metazoa; Chordata; Actinopteri; Pleuronectiformes; Paralichthyidae. The record is from RefSeq and is a predicted model, not a curated record.